Ustilaginoidea virens is the source of this 1239-nucleotide messenger RNA. RefSeq lists its product as uncharacterized. NCBI's taxonomy places the organism in Eukaryota, Fungi, Ascomycota, Sordariomycetes, Hypocreales, Clavicipitaceae. Gene Ontology annotation, molecular function: protein kinase activity; ATP binding. The transcript has 5 exons. The coding region runs from base 1 to 1239 and encodes 412 amino acids. The record is from RefSeq and is a predicted model, not a curated record. Gene Ontology annotation, biological process: protein phosphorylation; spliceosomal complex assembly; regulation of mRNA processing.
AUGUCGCGCUCAGUGUCAACACUCUCACGGUCAUUCUCCAAAUCCUCUCAGUCAUCGCCACCGCGCGAAUUUCCGUCUACCGGAUUCGAGUUAAUCGAUCCAUCUCAAAAGGUUGAGGAGGAGCGACUUCCUUUCUAUAACAGGGAUGAAUACUAUCCCAUGAGAAUUGGCGAUGUAGUGUAUGGCCACUACCAGAUAGUUGCGAAGCUUGGUUACGGCACAACCUCGACCGUGUGGCUGUCGCGCGAUUUGAGAAACCAGACAUACUGGGUUAUGAAGGUUCAUAUCAAUUCUUUGAAGUAUAGUCACGAAUUGGCUGUCUAUCGGCACUUGGCGAACCAUACCGAAGACCACCCCGGCCGGAAAAAUGUUCGAGAAUUCUACGACUCAUUUAAGCUCAAGGGCCCGAAUGGUGAUCACGAAGUCUUUGUCAUGGCUCCUCUGGGUAUGAGCCUGAGAAGUCUACAAGAGAUUCAAAAAGAUGGUGUCUUCCGCGAGCAGCUUGUCAUUGGGGCUCUUCCGCAAGUCUUUCUCGCGUUGGACUUUCUCCACGAAGCGGACGUGAUCCAUACCGAUGUUCACUCUGAUAAUCUCCUUAUUGGUAUUGUGGACAAGUCGGUUUUUUCCAAAGUGGAAGAAUACGAGAUGCAUAAACCAUCGCCCCGCAAGGUUGUCGGCGAUACCGUCACGCAGGUCUCUCAAUAUAUGUAUGCUGGCCAAGGCCCUCUCAUCCUCUGUGAUUUGGGGCAAGCACGAAUUGGCCGCGAGCAGCUUGGCAACGCCAUGCCUGUACCUUAUCGGGCCCCCGAAGUGAUUCUCAAUAUGCCAUGGGGACAUAGUGUAGAUGCCUGGAGCGCAGGUCUCCUGGCAUGGGAUCUUCUCAGAGGGGAGAGCCUCUUCAAGGUGUACGACCUUGAAUCUCGGGAGCUAAACGACGCUCACCAUCUUGCAGCUAUCACGGCACUUAUUGGUCCACCACCCCCAGAAUUGCUGCAAAGCAGCGAGGAUUCACGCAAAUACUGGCACGAAGACGGCGAAUGGAAGGGUCCUGUCCCUUUACCACCAAAGAAGGAUUUUGAGACUCUGGUGAGCGACAUGGUAGGAGUGGACAAGGAAAAUUUCAUAAGCUUCAUGGAGUGUUUUAUUGCGUGGCUUCCUAGCGAUCGACUUACAUGCCUGCAAGGCUAUUUUCACCCUUGGCUCAAAACCAAACGAGCCCCUGGUGCGGGUGCGACAUGA